AUAUCUCUAUGCAAUGCAGCCUCCCAAGUCCAGAAGUGCAUCAAUUCGUUCAUUGGCCUUAAGUUAACUAACGACUGUCUCCCUAACCAUCAGUAAAAUAAAUCAAGAUGGACGUCCUGAUGCUGCUACUGCUGCCUCUGUUUUUCUUGCUUAUGAUGAUGACCAUGAGAGAUUUAGCAGCAGCAGCAGCAGAUGACCAUGGCAUGGAGGACUGUCCAAUUUCAAAGUGCAGUGGCGGAGGCCAUGCUGAUGAUGGCCCAGUUAUCCAGUUUCCAUUCCGCCUAAAACACCAUCCCCUUCACUGUGGCCAUCCAGAGUUUGAGGUUUUUUGUGUCAACAACAUGACAAUGAUUCAGCUCUCACCAUCAUCAGGACUGUUUCCCAUCCGAAACAUCGACUACAGCACCCGAAGUUUCGAUGUCUACGAUGAUGAUGAUGCAGAUGGUUGCCUUCUGAGACGCCUUCUUAAUUUUACAAUCUCCACCAGCUCCCUCUUUCAACCAGCAGCUUCUCAAUUACUUAGAGACCGCUUUAGCAAGUAUCCCUUUCAGAAGACGCGGCCGAUGUACAAUUGCGCUUAUUAUGUUCUCCUUUCCGAAGAUAGUCCCUAUUUGGAGAGCGAUAUGAUAUCUAGUUAUGCUCCCCAUUUCACGGAAUUUAUCUUGUUAAAUUGUUCCACUGCAAAAAACUUUAGCGCACAAGAGUUCGGGUUCAAAGCCAUCACAUGUCUUAGUGCCCCAGGGCAUCAAGUUCUGGCAGUUCCAUCCUAUACUUCUGUCAUUGACUUGCCAGUGCCAACGUGCAGUACUUUGAGUUCGAGGAAACUCCUUCUUCCACUAGAAAACCAGUACCCCUGUGAACCGGACAAUGUUUUAUUGCUGAAAUGGGAAUCAAUGGAAUAUUUCCCACGAUGUCAAAACUGUACAGAAGAAGGAGGAAGGUGCGAAUUCAAUGACACCACCAAUCAAAUAGAGUGUUAUCCUCACCCCAUCUUUCCACAUCCCCAACAAUAUCCCCAAGUUUCAGGUCAUGUAUCGACUAGGCAUAUAAUCAUAGGAGUGAGUUUGGCUUGCUGUUUUGUGCUCAUAUCGGUAAUGGCGGUAGCAAUUUUCUUCUAUGUAAAACAACAAAGAAAUAGCAUAGAGGAAAAGGAGAAUCAAAUAAAGGUUGAAAAGUUUCUAAAUGAUCACAAAUCUCAUGUACCAACAAGAUACUCUCAUGCUGAUAUAAAGAAGAUUACAAAUGGAUUUAAGAAGAAGUUAGGGGAAGGCGGUUUUGGAAGCGUUUUCAGGGGAAAGCUUCCCAAUGGAGUUCCAGUUGCUGUAAAAGUCCUCGGUGAUUCUAAGGGAAAUGGGGAAGAUUUCGUUAACGAAGUGGGAACCAUUGGCAGAAUUCACCAUGUUAACGUGGUUCGUCUACUCGGGUUUUCUGCUGAAGCAGGCAAGCGUGCAGUUAUUUAUGAGCUCAUGCCAAACAGGUCCCUGGAGAAGUUCAUCUCGUCUAAAGAUCAAUCUAAUAAUGCUUUGUUCGAUUGGGAGAAACUUGACAACAUUGUCAAUGGUAUAGCAAAGGGAAUUGAGUAUCUUCACCAAGGGUGUGAACAGAGGAUCCUCCACUUCGACAUCAAGCCUCAUAACAUCUUGCUAGACCAUGACUUCAAUCCAAAGAUCUCUGAUUUUGGUGUGGCUAAACUGUGUUCCAAGGAAGACAGCAUUAUAUCUAUGACUGCCGCUAGAGGCACAGUAGGCUACAUUGCACCAGAAGUGUUCAAUGGGAACUUUGGAAGCGUGUCCCACAAGUCAGAUGUGUAUAGUUUUGGGAUGCUAGUGCUUGAAAUUGUUGGAGCUAGGAAGGAAGCUGCUCUUACAUCUGGCAUCACAAAUGAGGCCUACUUUCCCGAAUUGAUUUAUAAAUGUCUCAUUCAAGGAGAAGCACUGGGUUUGGAGCUAAUAAACACGGAUGAGGAUGCUGAGAUUGCUAAGAAGCUGGUGAUUGUUGCACUUUGGUGCAUCCAGUGGUACCCGGUGAAUCGGCCUUCCAUGAAAGCAGUUGUUAGAAUGCUAGAAGGAGCCUCUGAAAACCUGAUCAUGCCGCCGAAUCCGUUCGCAUCCGCAACAAGUACUCAGAGUCAGACAGAGCAACCAAAAACAACAGAGUCAAGUUAAUUAGCCACGCGCAUAGAGCAAGUGAUGAUGUUUUGAGUAAAGUAAUAAUAAAGAAUGAUAUGCUGAUCAA
This is a messenger RNA of Prunus persica (peach), 2235 nucleotides long. Its product is annotated as rust resistance kinase Lr10. Bases 108 to 2165 code for a protein of 685 amino acids. Gene Ontology annotation, molecular function: ATP binding; polysaccharide binding; protein kinase activity. Gene Ontology annotation, biological process: protein phosphorylation. The record is from RefSeq and is a predicted model, not a curated record. The transcript is spliced from 2 exons. Lineage: Eukaryota; Viridiplantae; Streptophyta; Magnoliopsida; Rosales; Rosaceae.